This is a messenger RNA of Populus euphratica (Euphrates poplar), 1345 nucleotides long. RefSeq lists its product as uncharacterized. The record is from RefSeq and is a predicted model, not a curated record. Gene Ontology annotation, biological process: nucleobase-containing compound metabolic process. Bases 114 to 1130 code for a protein of 338 amino acids. The transcript is spliced from 10 exons. Lineage: Eukaryota; Viridiplantae; Streptophyta; Magnoliopsida; Malpighiales; Salicaceae. Gene Ontology annotation, molecular function: 3'-5' exonuclease activity; RNA binding.
UCCAACCAAAAAAAAAAAUUAAAAGCGAGACCAGGGAAAGGCAGGGCAGGUUCUGGAGUAUUAUUUUAAGAAAGGAAGGGGAAAAGGGAAAUUGAACUUGAUGGUUCAAUCGCAUGGCUUCUUCUUCUUCUUCCUCUUCUCAUCAGACUCGCGUGCCUUUCCCUUCCGACCCUGGUGAUAAACCACUAGAUCAUGAUGUUCCGAUCCAUGUUGUCACCGAACCUUCUCAACUUCCGGUCGAGUUCCUUAACCCUUCUGCCGCAAAGCAAUUGAUCAUUGGUUUUGACUGUGAGGGUGUUAAUCUCUGUCGUCAUGGAGCUCUCUGUAUUAUGCAGCUUGCAUUCCCGGAUGCUAUCUACUUGGUUGAUGCCAUUAAGGGUGGAGAGCCACUUAUCAAAGCAUGUAAGCCUGCACUCGAGUCGAGCUACAUCACAAAAGUUAUUCACGACUGCAAAAGGGAUAGCGAGGCAUUAUAUUUUCAAUUUGGCAUCAAGUUGCACAAUGUUGUUGAUACCCAGAUUGCUUAUUCUCUGAUAGAGGAGCAAGAAGGACGGACUAGAUUGCCAGGGGACUAUAUAUCAUUUGUUGGCCUCCUUGCAGAUCCACGCUAUUGUGGUGUAUCUUAUCUGGAGAAGGAAGAGGUUCGUGUUCUCCUCCGACAGGAUCCUAUGUUCUGGACAUACAGGCCAUUUUCUGAAAUGAUGAUCCGUGCAGCUGCAGAUGAUGUUCGUUUUCUUCUCUGCAUCUAUUAUAAGAUGAUGGAAAAGCUGAACGAAAGAUCAUUAUGGUAUCUUGCUGUUCGUGGAGCAUUGUAUUCUCGAUGUUUCUGCAUUAAUGAGAAUAAUUAUGCUGAUUGGCCCGAUAUCCCUCCUAUUCCAGAUAACCUCACCAUUGAGGACAAUGCCCCCGAGGAGGAAAUCCUUUAUGUUCUUGAUGUUCCCCCGGGAAAGAUGGGACGUGUUAUUGGAAGACGAGGAGCUUCCAUUUUGUCAAUAAAGCAAUCUUGCAAUGCGGAAAUUUUCUUUGGAGGUGCUAAGGGUCCACCUGACAAGGCAUUCAUAAUAGGACCAGUGAAACAGGUGAGGAAAGCAGAAGCCAUGCUGAAGGGGAAAAUGGUGGAUAUUUACUAGGGAGCUUCAUGUUUCAUACCCGUUCAACUUAAAUGUAAUAAUAGCAAGUUUGCGAGAGAAUUUGCCUGCCUAAACUUCUGAUGUCAUGCCUUCCUAAUACUAACUUGUUGAGUGCCUGCUGGUUUCGUACACUUAUCAGCAUCUAUCUUUGCAUUUUGGAGGCAAUCUCAAAUGCUAAUAAUUCCAAAAAUAUGACUUGGUUGGCAAUUCAAGGA